AUGGCUUUAUUAGGCUAUAUGACGCCGCUCGUGCUAGUGGCCACGUAUAUUGCCAUCCCGACGAUUAUUGUAUUGAAUCUAGUCCGCCGUCUAUUUUCAACACACGCAUUACAUUCCAGUCUACCAUGGGCAGGUGUCGGCGCUCACCACAACUCAAUCAGUCUAGCUCGAGCCAAUCUGAAUAGCUUCUUUAACCUGCAGGCUUUGCUCGACGAAGGCUAUGAAAAGUACUCGAAAAAUAAUAGGCCUUAUGUGCUCCCCUACUUCGUCAAUGGGCCGCAGGUCAUUCUCCCAUCCUCUGACAUCCGCUGGCUGCUUGACCAGCCAGACUCUCGUCUGAGCCAGGAGCAUGUGAACAGACAAUUCCUCGAAGCGGACUAUACUUUUCUGCAUGCCAAUCUAGUGAAAGACCCAGUUCAUCCGGAUAUCAUCAAGUAUGAACUCACGAAACAGAUCGGCUCUUUCGUGGAAGACAUAGUUGACGAAGUCGAGCUCUGCCUACGUGAUACGUGGGGUACGGAUACGGAGAAUUGGCGAGAGGUCCGAUUGUACGAUACAAUGCUAGAGGCCAUCGCUCGCAUGUCAACCCGCGUCUUCAUCGGUCUGCCAUUAUGCCGGGAUCCGGAGUUCAUCACGACGUGUCGCUCAUUCAAUAGGAAUGUCGCCCUUAGUGCUGCUGCAUUAAGCGCCUUGCCGGCUUUCUUGAAACCUCUAUUUGCCCCUUUCGUUACAUUCUACGACUAUAUUCAAUAUCUGCGGUGCUCGCGGUUCGUCAUGCCUCUUAUCAAGAAGCGACUAGACCAGAUUACUUCUAAGGAGAAGUUACCCCUGUUUGGCUCAAAUCCUCCAAACGACUAUGUGCAAUGGGCAAUCAACCAUGCCUUAGCCAAGCCAACACCAAAUCCAAUGGACUUAGAUCCCCGGGUCAUCGCUUGCCGAUUCUCUGUCCUUUGCUUCGCAGCCAUUCAGUCAUCAGUCAUCACCAUCACCAACACACUGUUUGACGUCGCUGCUUCUCUAAACUGCGAAAAGGCUUUGACUACAAUGCGUGAAGAGGUAGCACGUGAGAUAUUCGAAGGCGGCGCAUGCACCAAAGCCUCCUUGGCACGUAUGACACAUGUGGACUCUGCGCUACGCGAGAGCCUCCGUCUCAACGGAUUCAUUGAAAGGGGUAUUAUGAAGAUGGUUGUUGCACCGGAAGGGGUCACUCUGCCAGAUGGCUCCCAUAUACCAUACGGUGUCAAGGUCGGUAUAUCCGGCUACAGCGUGCACCAUGACGAGGAAAACUACACCGAUGCCACGACCUACAACGCAUUCAGGUUCGCGGGAACAGAUGGCGGGAAGCCUUCUGCGCUCGUGAGCACCAGUGAGAAGUUCAUGGGCUUCAGCCACGGCUCGCACGCUUGGUAA
Molecule: messenger RNA, 1410 nt
Organism: Neoarthrinium moseri
Lineage: Eukaryota; Fungi; Ascomycota; Sordariomycetes; Amphisphaeriales; Apiosporaceae
Exons: 4
Coding region: 1-1410 (469 amino acids)
Molecular function (GO): heme binding; monooxygenase activity; iron ion binding
Source: RefSeq, a predicted model, not a curated record